AUGGAUGUUGCAGAGGAAGGAUCCAAUAAUCAGGUAAAAAGUGAGGAAAAGAAUCAUUCAGUUGAUGUUGCCAUUGACAAAGAUUCAACUGAUUCAUUGGAGUCUGAAACAUCUUGGUUCACCCCUAAGAGGUUGCUUUUGUUAUUCUGUGUGAUCAACUUGAUAACUUAUUUGGAUCGAGGAGCAAUAGCGAGUACCGGUGUAAAUGGGGUUCCAGGAAGUUGCACUCCAAAUGGAGUAUGCUCACAUGGUACAGGAAUUCAGGGUGAUUUUAAUUUGAACAAUGCUAAGGAUGGUAUUCUAUCUUCUGCUUUUAUGGUUGGACUUCUUCUGGCAUCUCCAAUAUUUGCAUCCUUGGCCAAGAGCAUCAAUCCCUUUAGGCUUAUAGCAGUUGGGUUGUCAGUUUGGACUUCAGCUGCGGUCGGUUGUGGGUUUUCAAUUGGUUUUUGGACGAUCACAGGCUGCCGAAUGCUAGUUGGUGUUGGUGAAGCUUCUUUCAUAAGUCUUGCAGCUCCAUUCAUUGAUGAUAAUGCUCCAGUAUCUCAGAGAUCAGCAUGGCUGGGAAUAUUUUACAUGUGUAUACCUUCGGGGGUUGCCCUUGGCUACGUUUAUGGUGGACUGGUUGGAGAUGCUGUCGGUUGGCGCCAAGCAUUUUUUGGUGAGGCAAUUAUGAUGGUGCCAUUUGUUAUCUUGUGCUUUGUAAUGAAACCUGUGGAACUCAAAGGUACAAUUGAACAAGUUGGCAUUAUGCUGUUAACAAAUUUGCUACUUUCUGCUUGGCAAUUUGAUGGUUGCAGGUUAUCUAACUUUUUCCGUGAUGUCAACGUGCUUCUGCAUGAGAAGAUAUAUGUAGUGAAUGUUUUAGGCUACAUGGCAUACAAUUUUGUCAUAGGUGCUUAUUCAUACUGGGGACCAAAGGCUGGUUAUAGCAUAUAUAAUAUGAGCGAUGCCGACAUGUUGUUUGGAGCAAUCACAAUCGUCGGUGGAAUCGUGGGGACGUUAGGAGGAGGUUUUGUCCUGGAUCAUCUUAAUUCCACAAUCCCCAAUGCUUUUAAGCUUCUUUCCGCAGCAACGUUUCUCGGAGCUGUAUUUUGCUUUAGUGCCUUUUGCUUCAAGGACAUGAACAUUUUCAUAGUUCUAUUUCUAAUUGGGGAGAUACUCGUUUUUGCCACUCAGGGUCCUGUAAAUUUUGUGUCUAUCCAUUCUGUUAAACCAAGAUUGCGACCGUUGUCUAUGGCUAUGUCUACUGUGUCAAUUCAUAUCUUUGGAGAUGUGCCGUCAUCUCCACUUGUUGGCAUUAUGCAGGACAAACUCAAGAACUGGAGAAAAACUGCUUUGAUCUUGAGUUCAGUACUGUUUUUGGCAGCUGGAAUAUGGUUUAUAGGUGUUUUUCUUCGUGCUCCCGAUAGAUAUGAUGAAGAUGACGAGGAUCCAGAAAUCAAUACUGAGAAGUCAAACACGACAGCCAAAACGACUGAUGCUUCUAGCGAACCAUGA
Messenger RNA from Cynara cardunculus var. scolymus (artichoke), 1497 nucleotides. Its product is annotated as probable sphingolipid transporter spinster homolog 2. Gene Ontology annotation, molecular function: transmembrane transporter activity. Gene Ontology annotation, biological process: transmembrane transport. The record is from RefSeq and is a predicted model, not a curated record. Bases 1 to 1497 code for a protein of 498 amino acids. Gene Ontology annotation, cellular component: membrane. NCBI's taxonomy places the organism in Eukaryota, Viridiplantae, Streptophyta, Magnoliopsida, Asterales, Asteraceae. The transcript is spliced from 14 exons.